Paramuricea clavata is the source of this 1193-nucleotide messenger RNA. The record is from the annotation of a GenBank genome assembly. NCBI's taxonomy places the organism in Eukaryota, Metazoa, Cnidaria, Anthozoa, Malacalcyonacea, Plexauridae.
GUUCUUCUUGUCGAACAAGGGUAAUAAAACAUCUUGCAAAAGAGUUUAACUCAUUAUCAGAAGCAGAGGAGUGUUUACAAAUUGAUUAUAUAUCUAGCAGCAAUGACAGUGUUGAUAUUACAGCAAGAAUUAAUGGUUGUCAAACCCCACAAACAUCCCCUGCUGUUGAUGAACCAUUGUCACCAGUUUUUGCAUCAUCUCCAACAAUUCCACCAGAUAAUAACAAAGUUCCCUGUCAUGUUGGUGACCUAAUAAAAGAGUUUUUGGCAUGCUUUAAAGGCCCAAUGUCAUAUAGACUAAAGACACAGCUUUUGAACUAUUUAUUCAAACUUAUUGUGAUGGAAAUUGGUGGGAUAGAGUUGUUCAAAUUUGUAAAUCCAGACUUCAUAAAUACAAGUUUAAAUGCAACAAAGACUCUGCUUGAUGAAGGAAAGCACAACUUGAUUUUUAAUUUGUGUCAAUGUUUUCAAAGAACAGACGCAGGAACUCCCACCAGAAUGCCAUUGGACAGAAUGCCAUAUGGCAUGCUUGACUAUAAUAUACGGUUUUUUGCAAGUUCUCAAACAAGAAAGCUGGGCUAUGAAGAACACUAUGCUUCCUGGCUCGAGACAAUGUUUUCGCAAUUCGGGCACAAGUGGUUGUGCUUGCACAGAGGGCCAGUAUGGCAAUACCAAGAGAGUAGCAAAUUAGAGAUUGGCGAAGGCAAAUCCCUUGUAGAAAUUGCACUUGAUGAGAGUGGAAUUGAACUAGAAGAGCAAGUAUAUGAGAAUGAUGAUGACAUAAGCCAAAGUGAUUUCCAGCAAUCAUUAACCAACUUGAUUUGCCUUUCUAAUGAUGGAACUUUGGAGAAUGUUGAGUCAAGUUUGGACAAUUUGACAUUAUUUGAUUAUGACAAUAAUGAAGUUGAAACUGGCUAUUUGGAAAUUGAAUUACAACCAACCAGCGUGGCACCUGCCUUGCCUGUCAAUGAGCAGAAUGGAACCACAGUUAAUGAGAAUUCUAAAGAAUCUGAAUGUAGCGAAGUCUUGCAAACUCUAAGUGUUUCAAACCUGUGGAGUCAAUUGACUGAUGAUGAACAAAGUGAAAUGGAAAAGGGGCUAAUAAGUUCAAAAGAAAUGGAAACAUAUCAUGGCAUACAACCAGGUUUACAAAAGAAAGUUAAAAGAAAUUCAGGUUUAUUUGAUCCUAUGAAG